Molecule: messenger RNA, 383 nt
Organism: Suncus etruscus (white-toothed pygmy shrew)
Lineage: Eukaryota; Metazoa; Chordata; Mammalia; Eulipotyphla; Soricidae
Product: cytokine SCM-1 beta-like
Exons: 3
Coding region: 1-363 (120 amino acids)
Biological process (GO): inflammatory response; lymphocyte chemotaxis; cellular response to interleukin-1
Cellular component (GO): extracellular region
Molecular function (GO): chemokine activity; CCR chemokine receptor binding
Source: RefSeq, a predicted model, not a curated record
AUGCGCCUUUUUACUGAAGAGCAGCAGAGUUUAGAAAAAGUGACUGCCUCAAUCGUCACUUCACACUUCACCUACUUGUCCACAGGAGUCGGGAGCGAGGUGCUGUCCCGGAGGAUGUGCAUGAGCCUGAGCACCAGGCCCUUGCCCGUGGCCCGCAUCCGCACCUACACCAUCAACGAGGGCCCCAUGCGGGCUGUCAUAUUCAUCACCAAACGGGGCAUCAAGGUGUGUGCAGAUCCUAAAGCCUUGUGGGUGAAAAAGGCCAUGAAAGAUGUGGAUAGAACCAGGAGUCUUCCUAUGACCCAGAUGAGCUCCUCAGGGACCCAGAACCCUACCAGCAUAGCUCGGACCCUGAAUGCUUAGCCACCGCCCCUUAGCUCUCU